Elaeis guineensis (African oil palm) is the source of this 1369-nucleotide messenger RNA. Its product is annotated as probable cinnamyl alcohol dehydrogenase 1. Lineage: Eukaryota; Viridiplantae; Streptophyta; Magnoliopsida; Arecales; Arecaceae. Gene Ontology annotation, molecular function: zinc ion binding; oxidoreductase activity, acting on the CH-OH group of donors, NAD or NADP as acceptor. The record is from RefSeq and is a predicted model, not a curated record.
ACCUCCCCGCAGAGCAAUCACUACCACAUCCUUUACUCCAUUUUUCUUCCUUCUUCCUAGGAAAUGGCUGGUGCCGGAUCCAACAACAGAGAUAUCACAGGGUGGGCAGCAAGAGAUGCCUCAGGAGUCUUGACACCUUAUACCUACGCACUAAGGGAAACCGGCCCGGAGGAUGUGUUCAUCAAGGUGUUGUACUGUGGGAUUUGCCACACUGAUAUCCACCAAGCAAAGAACCACUUGGGCAUGUCCAAUUAUCCAAUGGUCCCUGGACAUGAAGUCGUUGGGGAAGUGGUUGAGGUGGGCUCAAAGGUGAGCAAGUUUAGAGUUGGUGACACGGUUGGUGCCGGGGUGAUUGUUGGGUGCUGCCGAGCAUGCGGACCUUGCAAGGGAAACAUAGAGCAGUACUGUAACAAGAGGAUUUGGUCGUACAACGAUGUCUACACUGAUGGGAAGCCCACCCAAGGUGGCUUUGCUUCUGCCAUGGUUGUUGAUCAGAAGUUUGUGGUGAAAAUACCGGACGGAUUGGCACCGGAACAGGCAGCACCACUCCUCUGUGCAGGCUUGACCGUGUACAGUCCACUGAAGACUUUUGGUUUGAUAAAGAGUGGGUUGAAGGGAGGGAUCCUUGGCCUUGGAGGAGUAGGACACAUGGGAGUCAAGAUUGCUAAGGCCAUGGGCCACCAUGUCACUGUCAUCAGCUCCUCAGACAAGAAGAGGGAGGAGGCUAUGGAGCACCUCGGCGCCGACGCUUACGUCGUGAGCUCCGACGCCGAUCAGAUGGCAUCUGCCAUGGAUACUCUCGACUACAUCAUCGACACUGUCCCGGUGUUCCACCCUUUGGAGCCCUACAUCUCUCUCCUCAAAGUUGAUGGCAAGUUGAUCAUGACUGGAGUCAUUAACCAGCCGAUGCAGUUUGUCACUCCUAUGAUCAUGCUAGGGAGGAAAUCUAUCAUAGGGACUUUCGUUGGGAGUAUGGAGGAGGCACAGGAGAUGUUAGAGUUUUGUAAGGAGAAGGGGCUGACAUCCAUGAUUGAGAUGGUGGAAAUGGAUUAUGUGAACCAAGCAAUGGAGAGGCUGGAGCGUAAUGAUGUCAGGUAUCGGUUUGUUGUGGAUGUGGCUCGCAGCAAACUCUGAACAUAAUCCUCAAGCGAUCAGGACACCAAUGAAAGGGUUUAAAUGUGUUUCAACCUGUUGUAUGGUGGCGAGUUUCAUUAAGUUGGUUUCUACUCUUCCCUUGUUACUGGUUUGGUUGAUUUUAGAAUAAGAAUUAGAAGGUACCCUGUACUUUCUCAUGAAUGCUUCUAUUCUCGAGUAUGUUGCAAUUGCAAAAACUUUCUUCUAUUACGUUCAAAUGGUCGUGUUAUACAUC